UUCGCCCCAUCCGACCCUUUUCGCUUCUCUUUUUCUUUCGACGUAAUUGCGCCAUCGAUUUAUUUGUGGAUCCCAAUCAUUGUGACUCGCUUCGUGGUGUCUUUGCUCCUCUAGGGUUGGGCGUCUUGGGGAGGGAGGACUCGCUCGGCUGGAUUUGUGAUCGAUUGCUUAGAUGGACCGCCGUGCUCUUCUCUCGCCGUGGAGAUCGAAUCGCCUCAUAUGUGGCGUGAGCAAAAUCCUCGAUUGUUAGGGACACCGGCUUUCCUUUGUGCGGUGCUGGUAGAUCUGUGCUUGAUGGCCACUGAGUGCGUUCUCGAAAUUGGUGAUUCUUAAAAGUGUAAGCGAACGGAUCAGUGAAGUGCCCUCUCGCAUCUCAGGAAUUGACCGCCGCUUGAUUGCGUAUAAUCUUUCUGCGUUACUCUUGACGAUGGAAGAAGGGGACCUCGAUUUCUCCAAUCCUGAGGUCUUCUCUGGCCCGAACGCUGGUGACCUUCCAAGCGGCUGCUCGAUGGAUAGUGUUUUCGACAACAUCUUCAACGACAGCCAGCAGCAUACAUGCACACACACCCACACUUGCAACCCUCCGGGUCCCGAUCUCUCACACACCCACACCUGCUUCCAUGUCCACACCAAAAUUCUCUCAGCUCCCGCGGAUGAGACUGCUGAGUCUGCAGGGAAGAGCUCUCCAACGAAGAAAAGGUCAUGCGGCAAUAGAGAAGCCGUUCGCAAGUAUAGGGAGAAGAAGAAGGCCCAUGCGGCAUCCCUGGAGGAAGAGGUGGCUCAACUAAGAGCGAUUAACCAGCAACUCAUGAAGAGACUUCAGAGCCAAGCUGCUCUUGAAGCUGAGGUUGCGAGGCUUAGAUGCUUGCUUGUGGAUCUAAGGGGGAGGAUUGAGGGAGAGAUCGGAUCUUUUCCAUAUCAGAGGACUGUGAAAGGGAGUGGAGAUUUUGUUUCUAAUGUGAGCCAGGCCAACAUGCUGGGUGAUGCUGAGGUUCUAAACUCAUGCGGUUUCCGUUGUGAUGAUCAGGUAUCGUGCCUUUACCCAGGGAUGCAAGGGAGGAACGUUGGAGAAAAUGGUGCAUUUAAUGGCCAGGGUGUUCAAGCCUGUGAGAUUGGUAAUAUUCAGUGCAUGGGGAGUUCGACUUCUGGAUAUAAGGACUGUUUUGGCUGCGGAAAUGGGGCUGCAACACCUGUUGACUGCUCAUCUAAUGCCAAAAAGAUAGGCGGAGCUCAUGCGACAAAGGAGGAUUUAUGAUUCGUUCUCCAACAUUUGAUGGAAGUAAUGAAUUAAUGGUGGUUCAAAGGAAAAUUAGCUUUCUUUUGAACUUACUUUUUAUUUGUAUCCUUAGCCUUUUAAAUUGAACUCAGUUAUUCUUGGAAGUAUAUUGAUAAGCAUAUCAUGUUCCAUCCGAA
Molecule: messenger RNA, 1413 nt
Organism: Musa acuminata subsp. malaccensis (wild Malaysian banana)
Lineage: Eukaryota; Viridiplantae; Streptophyta; Magnoliopsida; Zingiberales; Musaceae
Product: basic leucine zipper 19-like
Biological process (GO): DNA-templated transcription; regulation of transcription by RNA polymerase II
Molecular function (GO): RNA polymerase II cis-regulatory region sequence-specific DNA binding; DNA-binding transcription factor activity, RNA polymerase II-specific
Source: RefSeq, a predicted model, not a curated record